AUGGCGGACGAGCAGAAGGAUUCGCAUACGCAAGCACCCGCUGCUUCAGGAUCGGAGUUCUUCGAUUCGUUCUUCGCUUCCGCGUUGCAACGUGCGAAUAUGACAUCGGGCCAACUCAAGGGUCUCACUGACGAGUUGAGUGCUGCUGCGCAUCGGGCACCCACCUCGAACAGCAGUGCCAGCGGCGCCAACGACGUGUAUGCGCCAGACGGCAACGGACUAGAUUGUGGACGUGACCCUGGCGACGUACCUGAUGCGCAACAACAAGAGCGCUCAGCGUCGGUGGCGCCUACUACAAGACAGCGAUCAGCGCUUGCCAAUGGCGUAUCGUCGCUCGACCUGAAGCUGGGCUCGGCAAAUGCAGCUCUACCUUGCAUCUCGUCGACAUCGUACGUGCAAGCGAGCUCAUCGGCCAUCAGUUCCCCGACGUUGGCAUCGGCGUCCAUGGCGCAACCCCACCACCAGUCGAAUGCGCGAGCUGCGGCUACAGCGUUGCUUUCGCGCUCCAGCUCGUCCCAGCUCGCCAACCACGGCCAGCCAUCGUCCAGGAUCGCACCUGAUCUCGAUGUGCUCGCCACCACGCGUGGCGGUGGGCUGGGAACUCCGACAGGCGAGCGAACGUACAUCGGCUCGUCGUGGUGCGCUUCAGGUGCGCAAACGCCCGUCAUGGACCCCAACGGUCUCGGUUGGCCAGCCAAGGCUACACUCGACCGUCUGAAUCACACGCCGGCGCAGGCCGAGGCAAACCAAGCGCGUCUGGCAAGUGCCAUAUCGACGGUGCUCGAGUGUAUCGGUGAAGACCCCUCGCGCAGCGGACUGGUCAAGACGCCGGAACGCUACGCAAAAGCGUUGCUCUGGAUGACGCGUGGCUACGAAGUGAGGCUGAGCGACGUAAUUGCCAACGCCAUCUUUGACGAGGAACACGACGAAAUGGUGAUUGUCAAGGAUAUCGAGAUCUUUAGCCUGUGCGAACACCACAUGGUGCCGUUCACGGGCAAAAUCCACAUUGGCUAUAUUCCGAAUCGACUAGUGAUCGGGCUGUCCAAGUUGGCAAGGAUCGCCGAAACGUUUGCGAGGAGAUUGCAGGUGCAGGAGAGAUUGACCAAGCAGGUGGCGUUGGCGUUGGACGAGGCAUUGCGUCCGCAGGGUGUAGCUGUGGUCGUCGAGUGCGAGCACCUGUGCAUGGCCAUGAGGGGUGUACAGAAACCCGGCGCGACAACCGUCACGAGCUGCAUGCUGGGCGUCUUUAGAGAUCGACAAAAGACCAGAGAGGAGUUCCUCUCGCUCAUCAACAAGAGGUAG
Messenger RNA from Mycosarcoma maydis (corn smut), 1302 nucleotides. Its product is annotated as putative GTP cyclohydrolase I. Gene Ontology annotation, biological process: tetrahydrobiopterin biosynthetic process; tetrahydrofolate biosynthetic process. The coding region runs from base 1 to 1302 and encodes 433 amino acids. The record is from RefSeq and is a predicted model, not a curated record. Gene Ontology annotation, cellular component: cytoplasm. NCBI's taxonomy places the organism in Eukaryota, Fungi, Basidiomycota, Ustilaginomycetes, Ustilaginales. The transcript has a single exon. Gene Ontology annotation, molecular function: GTP binding; zinc ion binding; GTP cyclohydrolase I activity.